CUGUAAUCGGGUGCUAUGACAAAUCUCACGAAUGAUUUGCGGCAAUCUGCCGACAGAAUCUGCUCGCGUUGGAAUCUGUCCAAAAUUGAUGGUGCGUUUUCGUCGAAAACGUAAUGCGUUGCGCGUUCACGCAACGAACGACGAGUGCUAGGCGUAUCCCGUAUAUCAACCAGCGAGACAUGAUUUAAUGGUUAUGAAGAUAAUGUAUGUGUACGACGACGUAAGAGGGAAUAAUUGGCCAGCACAAUCAAAAAUCUAGGGAAUAUCAUUAAAUCUUUAGUCAGAUAAUCAGGAAGCGCAUGGAGAACGAAAAUAAUUCUAAUAAAGAUCCGUCGAAGCAUACUACCUAUCAAAAAAAUGCAAAAGAAACAGAACAUCGCAUUCUCGCUGAAUCAAAGAUUUGUAUAAUUAAAAACACGAAAAAAGAAGAAAGAUUCUCAAUAAAAGGAAUAAAUUCUUUUCAAAAAGAAGCAAUGAAGGAGAAUAAUGGAAUAUUAAAAGAGACGACCACGUCAGAAUCCUUUCCUAAGAGAGUCGAUAACACCGAGAAAUAUGAUAAAUCAAAACGCAAGAUUAACAAUCCAGGAAAAAUUGGCGAUAUGGCAACGGUGACGGUCGGUAAAUAUCGAUGUCAACGUCCUCUUCGUGAUAUAAUUGGCAAACGAGAGCAACGUAAAGAAGAAUUGAAAAAGAUGGAAGGAGGACUGCGACAACGUCUGGAUAUGCUAGAGUGUUUGAUACCAGCGGUGAUGAUGUCACAAGGCGCGCCUGUCUGUAGGAUCAAGCGUAUUCUGGAGAAACAAUUUAAAGACACGAGGGAACUCUCUUGUCGUAGCACACCGAGCUGUCAUUACGAUUGCAGGGUACGAGAAAUUGAGGCAGAAAGAAAACUAGCGUUGAAAAAGGUGGAGGAAGCGCGAACUCUUUGGUCGGAGAAACUCGCGACGUUGAAAGAAAGAAAAAAAAAACUUGACGAAGCCAGAAAAAUUCAGGAGGAACAAAGAAACGCGAUAGAACGGUUAAAUGAAGAAAAUAGAAUGCUGCAAGAAGCGAUGGAAAAGAAAGCAAUAGAAAUGGACGAAUUGUGCCAGUGCGGUGACACACAAUGUAAACAGAGACAUCUCAGCAAAGUCUCUAGCGUGACGUCCAUCGAGUCCGGAGAUAUUCAGUGUCUGGAGAAGCUACAACGAUUAGCGGAAGAGGAGGUGAUAACAAAGCGAGAAAUAGUCGAGUUGGAACGCCGUGAGGAAGUUUACAUGAGAACGCUUCAGCAAGCCGAUGAAUUGUGGUCAAAAAUGGAGGGCGAUAUGGUCAGUACAACGAGCGCAUUGCAAAAACAAUUGGACAUGAAAACUACCGCCAAUCAACAACUCGCGAAUCGUGUAUGCGAAUUGGAAGAUGCACUCGAGAAGUGCCGGGCAAGACUAAUCACGUGUAGAACAGAACUAGAGAAGUUUCUAAGUAUUGAGAAAGUUGAAGCUACGAUAGGUCGCGACGAUGACGUUGCGAAAGUGGCAGAUAAGGAAGUUGCGGUAAAGGCUAAAGUCGUGCAUCGGCCAAUCGGUAGGAUAGAUGACAUAGCCACAGUAAAGGACGAUGAAGUUCUUGCAAAGGUCAAAGUUGUGGAUGAGGGAGUACUAGUGAAGACCGAAGUCGUGGACAAGGAAGCGUUAGCAAUAACCGAAGUUGAGGAUAAAGAAGCGUUGGCGAGAGUCGCCCUAACCGACGCCGAUAUAGAAGCUACUUUUAUCGUGGACGAUAAGUUUGUCUCGAUUAAACCCGACUUGGUUGAUCUUGCUGUCGAUCGUCCGGUAGAUCUUGUACAAAUCAAAGAUGCGGAAAGUAUAGUUCGACCGGAAGACGUAGCUUAUGAGCAACAGAGAUUUAAAGAAGUUCGGGAAUAUUUGGCGCAAUUAGGCUCGUUAGAAGAGCUGUAUACAGAUGACGGUGUGCCGUGCGCACAUGAUUUCGUAUGCAACGAUGUGGUGACGUCACCUACCGGUAUGACAGAUGAGGAACUUAUUGCGUUGAGUGUGAAACAUCCUGUACUAGCAAAGGAACGUGAUGAAACCAUGAUUACAGAGGAACGAGAGAGGCAAUUUAAAAAAGAAUUAGUAAAAAAAUUACACGCUGUUGACGGAAUUGAAAAAAGAGAAAAGAAAGAAGAUGAAAUCCCUGGCGUCGAAAUUGAGAGAAAAAUUGCCGAGAAAGUGGAAAAACGGGUCGCUGAAGUCGUAGACGUUAGAGAAACUGUAACAUCACGGGCAAUCGAAGAAGCUGCGGACGAUAGGCUGGUAACGAUGCCGAAAGACCGAGCGCCGGAAAUAAACAACAUCGAGGCUGGAAAUAAACAAAAUCAGAGCAUCAUGAUACAACGGAAGACGAUCCUAUCGUGGAUUGAUGCGAUCGAUACAAUUCGCACGACAGCAGCGAAACAUCCAGACUGUCAUGAAGUAAAAAAAGAUGCUGAUACCUUAGCAGAACAAGUUGGCACGUAUGUUGGGAUAAAACCUAAAGAAGUGGAAGAGGAAAAUGCAACAAUAAAGAAGGCUAAAGAAAUGGAACCUGUGAUAAAAAUUGAUUCCGUACCAUUCCUUAACUCUGAAGAAGCAUCAGCAGAAGUGAAAGCAUCAAUGGAAGCAAUAGCUGAAUCAGAAUUACUACCUACUUUUACAAAAGAGGAGGUACCAAUUGACAUAAAACUCCCUACGGCGAUUUCAAUGGAAGAUUCUUUUCAGCCUCCUACAAUGCACGAUCCAAAAAAUUCGAAAAACGACACGCUUCCGUUAACAAUAUCCGAACCAGAUAUUGAAAUAAAAGCUGAAGAAACACGAGUCAAAGAAAUUGUACACAAUGCGAAAGAGAUUGAAAUACCUAAAAACAAAAAUGCAGAGAGAAAAGCAGCAGUCAAAGAUCUGAUAAAUAAUAAAUUAACAACAAAAUUAGAAACAAAUGAUAAAACUAUAAAUUCUAUAGAUGAAGAAAAAGUAUUAGUUGUUCCAAAAACAGAAAAAGAAGAACAAGAAAUCAUAUCUAAUCAUAUAGAAAAAAACGAUGAAAAAGAGAAAGACAUACCAACAGAAACAAAAAUAAAAGAAAUAACAGUAGAAGACAAAAAAGCAGAUAAAGUAUUACCAGUGACGGAAAUUGAGGAAAGCGAAUUUGUAGAACGGGUUGCAGAAAAGUCGGAGGAAAUUUCAUCGCUAGAUGAAACUAAAAUUUCAGACAUGAAAGAAAUGAUACCACCUAUGGAAAUUGUAGAAGUUUCGCCGAUUUCAGAAAAGAAAGAGAUAAAACAAGAGAAAACAAUGCCGGUAGUAGAUGUAAAAGAAGUAAAAAAAAUGAUACCAGAGACAAUUUCACCAACUGUGGACAUAACCGAGGUAGAAAAAUUCGAACCCGACAAAUUUCCUAUCGUAGAUGUUGAAAAAGCACCGAUUACAAAAGCAAUAGAAGAAAAAAUUAAAAUGGAAGAGCCUACACCUAUUUUGAAUGAAAAAGAAGAUUCAUUGCUUCUGGACGCGGCAACAAUCAAAGAAAAAAUCAAAAAUGAAAAACCCGCAAUAAAAAAAGAAGAGAUUGAAACCGCAGAAACGCUACCGAUUGCCCAAAUAAUGAAAAAAGAAAAAAAUGAAGUCACAGAACUGUCACCAAUUGAGGUCAUGGGAAAAAAAGAAAAAAAUGAAGCCGUAAAGUUGCCACUAAUUUCGGAUAUAGCAAGAGAAGAAAAAAUUGAAACCGUAGAAUUACCAUCGAUUUCGGAUAUAGCAAAAGAAGAAAAAAUUGAAGCCGCAGAGGUUUCACCGAUUACGGAUAUAGUAAAAAAAAAACAAAUUAAAGCCGCAGAAUUGCCAAAUAUGAUAAAGGGAGAAAAAAUUGAAACAGAAGAAUUAUUACCACGUGCGGAUAUAGUAACAGAAGGAAAGAUUGAAAUAAUUCAGCCAAUACCAACAUUACCAACGAUAAAAAAAGAAGAGAAGAUCGAAGACCUAGAAGAAAUGCUUAAAGUAAAAAUUAAAGAAGAAAAAGAUGAAGAAAUAAAAGAAAUUCCACUGCCGGAAGAAGUUAUACCGUCUAUCGAAUUAUCUGAAAAGAAGGAAGAAGAAGAAAUACUUCAAAUAAAAAAAGAGGAAAUACCGACAAUAGCUCCGCUGCUCAAAAAACUAACACCAAAAAUAAAAAAAGAAGUACCAGAAGAGAAAAAACCAGAAAUGGUCCAGAUAGAAUUAAAAAUUCCAAUUGCUGAGAUAAAAUCGACCGAAAUGGAAGUACCAGCGAUACCAUUCGAUCCAAGAUUAGUGGCACAGCCGUAUCUAAUCAUAGCGAAGAUCAAAGAGAAGGAACUAUUGCAGAUUAUACCCGCGAAGCCACCAUGUACGGAAUGUUGUUUGCGACCACCGAUCGAGACCACAAGGCAGUUCGAGAUUCCACAAAUUGAUGUACCUCAAACCGAAGUCGUACAAACCGAAGUUAUACAAUCCGAGGUCGUACAAACCAAAAUGAUGCAAACCGAGAUCGAACAAAAUGAGGUCGAACAAGCCAAAAUUGUACAAAUCGAGGCCGUCAAAACUGAAGUUGUACAAAUAACCUCGCAGACAAUUUCGACCGCUGAACCGCCCCGUAUACGAAAUAUUAGUGAAUAUUUAAAACCAGCUGAGCUAAAAACAUCGAGGACUGAAAUCGCUGGCGACCGUCCUGAAAUAACCGGCCGAAAAAUGCUCUGGCGCAAACGCUUAAAGGACCAAUCGACCGUCACGACUUCCAGCACCGGAUCACAGACGGAUAAAACAAGCCACGUUAGCCACGAUCGAGUUGUAAGAGAUGAAAGAGAACGCGCGAGAGUGCCCACGGAUGAACUUUUACGAUCUAUAAAGAUCGCCGCCGGGCUAGCGCGACCGGACACAGAACGCGAGAUUAGGACAAUUAAUUAUGGCGAGAGGCCCGACGAAACGGGCAGAGCAGCUUGUAACUGUUGUUCAUGCAGUAAAACUCCAACUCCGCCGUCGACAAGACCUAGAUUAGAGGUUCAACCGCAGAUAGAUGCAACACCUCCGGCAGCAGCUGCGUUCAAGCGUAUGUUUAUUCGGCCUAAAAUCGAUCAUCCGAUAUCGCAUAGAUUGUGUAGUGAUUGCAAAGCGAAAAUACAGAGCAGGAUGCCACAUGAGAGACAUCACAUCAAGAAAAUCAUUAAGAAGAUUUCUCAUGAUCAGGAGAGUUACAGAUAUGUAUCACUGACUAGUAAAUCAUGCCGUGCGAUAUCUCGAAAAAGAGUAAUCGAAAAAAGGAACCAGGCUUGCUUGGCCAAAAUACCUAAGCAAAAGAUUAAUCCUAUCGAACAAAAAAGAAAAGAUGAUUUGCAGUCAAUUUUAGAGGAAAAAUCAACUGUGGAACCGCUAUCCGCAAGUUGCAUUUGCUUCAAAUUAGAGAAAACUGGCAUAGAAUCAAUUAAAAAAGGAAACUGCUAUUGUGGAGAUUAAA
Messenger RNA from Trachymyrmex cornetzi, 5478 nucleotides. Its product is annotated as intracellular protein transport protein USO1. NCBI's taxonomy places the organism in Eukaryota, Metazoa, Arthropoda, Insecta, Hymenoptera, Formicidae. The transcript is spliced from 6 exons. The record is from RefSeq and is a predicted model, not a curated record. The coding region runs from base 300 to 5477 and encodes 1725 amino acids.